AUGGGCUCAGCAGCACAGCUGCGAUUGUUGCUAUGGAAGAAUUUUCUACAACAAAUUCGUUCACCAUGGUUCACAUUUAUGGAAUUUUUCAUCCCGCUCCUUCUCAUAGCUAUCAGUUUCGGAUUGAUGAUAGGGUUGCGAGGAAAUUUCGAAAAAUAUCAUUAUGAGAAAAACUAUCAGCCAUGGCCGGUGAUGGGAAGUGGUGUUGACUUCAUCUAUCCAACAAACAUCAGCAGGCCCGAUGUGAGUUGAUU
Messenger RNA from Cylicostephanus goldi, 254 nucleotides. Lineage: Eukaryota; Metazoa; Nematoda; Chromadorea; Rhabditida; Strongylidae. The record is from the annotation of a GenBank genome assembly.